CCGCGCGUAGUCUCUGUUUACAGUCUUCUAUAUAUUUCACACGAGAUAGCACGCUUAACAAGUGAGUAAUAUUCUAUACUUCGAUAGUAACUUAAAAACAUAAGAGUAAAAGAAAGUGCGUCAAGGAAGUAUAUGUAAAAUAAAAGCAGUUUAAUUUAUAUAAUUCAAACGGUUGAGAUUGACAUUAAGAAAGAGUUGUGGUGUGUGUAUACUUGUGCAGUUGCCUUUACCUGUGAUAUAUUCCUCUGCCUAAGAAAGAUAAUGAAAGUUGCCGAGACGCUAUCCAUUUUCGCCUGCAUCUUCCUGGUCACGUGGUCUGCGGGAGACGGCGCUCCCCAGUGGCGCCCGCAGGGACGCUUUGGAAAGCGCUUCAGCGGCCCGAGCAACAUAAUAUCUGCCUUACAGUCCGGCACUCUGUCUUCGGUCCCCAACAGCAAUGACCAACUGCAAGCACUGUUCAUGGACGAGUCCGAUCAGGACACGGAGGACACGCCUACCCUCGAAGACUUCAUAAACGUCAACGGAAAGUCCGACAUAUCAUCAAUGACGUCAUCGCGGUGGCCAUUUGCAAGCGGACGAGUAUGCAUAGAAACGGUUAUAACCGGAGUAUUCCGAUGUCAACGACGCGGACGUACGGACAGUACAGUUGUCACCCUGGCGGACCAAUGACAUCGCCUUUCCAUGCCGUUAUUAUUGAUUCAACACAGCAUCAAACCUGCUUUUUUUGACAGCAAUUAUCAAAAUAACAUACGCUCAGAUUUGUUGUACAUGUAAAUUUGUGUCGGGUGGGUUUUAAGUCUAUUUUUUUCUUAGCUUUCCAAAAAGGUCAAUCAGGACUAUCAAUACAACCAUGACUCUAUGUAUACAUGUUCGUACCGGUAAAUGCCAUCACGCUUGUUACAGGUCAAAUAAAUACGCGGCAAGAUGGAUAAUAUAUGAUUUAUUACACAUUCUUAUGUCUUAAUGUUAAAAGAACUUAAUUUCAUUUGGAAUUAAAAAAAAUAUUAGUCUCGGAGAAAGCGAAGAUGAUAUAUAAAAAACCUCUCAAAGUAUUUCGCUCAAUAAAUAAGAACAUUCUUGCGACGCUUAUCUUAUAGUAUUUCAAUGGUACAUAAAUGUUAACAUGUUUAAAUAGCCGGAAGGGCAAAGGUAUAUGUUUAACCAUCGUUUAAUUGUUUUACACACGUGAUUACAUGACAAUAACAAUGAUCAUGCUUUUGAGAAAUUAACAAAGGAAUCGAGCGUUUUGAUAAAUCAAAGAGUUAUGUUCUAUUUUAUCUACAAUGAAUGAAAAGAUUAAAAUCUAUAAAGUCUG
Dreissena polymorpha is the source of this 1315-nucleotide messenger RNA. RefSeq lists its product as uncharacterized. Lineage: Eukaryota; Metazoa; Mollusca; Bivalvia; Myida; Dreissenidae. The record is from RefSeq and is a predicted model, not a curated record. Bases 262 to 669 code for a protein of 135 amino acids. The transcript has 4 exons.